GACAUAAAGUUUGCCUUGAGUCACGCAUUUCUUUUUCUCGAUUCUCGAAAAGAUAGAGCAUGAAGAGUAAUGAUGAUGCACGUGGUUUUAUGACUACACAUCCAACUCUCCACAUUAAAUGUGUGGAUAAAGCUAUUUGUACCCCAAACUUUUGUACCACAUUUGUACACCGCAGCAUCCAUCCUCCCUUACUUCUGUACCUACCCUCUCUAUCCCUCUCUUUCCUUUUGAAGGAUGACCGGCCACUUGGCCAGUGUAUGAAACCGGAACACCGCCGCUUGUGGCUUGCGGCUACCUUAGCUUGACGGUUUCGUGUUCCAGUUCAAAAAGCCUUUCCGUCUUCGAUCUGGAAUAAAUGACUGAUACUCUAAUCUAAAGAUUUGCAAAUCUCCAAUGGUUGAAUUGUUUGAUGUGCCCCCAGCUGGAAAGCAAAUAUGUCAGUAAUGGAUUGGCGUGCCAUACACGCUGAAUAGAGCUUAACUUAAUUAAUGCUGAUUGGACAUAAAGAGCCCUACUUUUGUACUUGACGUGAGACUUCAUGGUGCAGACUGCAGGACUUGCUGCCCACUUACCCAUACUCGGCCCACCAACCCGACCCAUUACUAUUUCUAAUUGGAUACCCGAAUUUUAGGCGGGAACACUGUUCAAUUUUCCAUCUUACCAUUGUAUAUAGUAAGAUUAGGAUUUUGGCAGUGUGAAGAUUAGGUGUUAUGGUAUGGGCACUUUAAAAAUUAAAUGUUAAAAUUUUGU
Cuscuta campestris is the source of this 750-nucleotide messenger RNA. NCBI's taxonomy places the organism in Eukaryota, Viridiplantae, Streptophyta, Magnoliopsida, Solanales, Convolvulaceae. The record is from the annotation of a GenBank genome assembly.